CUGAAGCCUCUGAAGUGGUAAUCCUGGAGCGCUGCUGGAUUGUGGAGUUCAGGGGUAAAACAGAUGUUUCAAUAGUUCUCAAAUUUCAGAGUGGAGAACCAGAUCUUUACCUUGAAGCUGCAUCAAAGCCAGAUUGUGAAUCUUGGGCUGUGGCACUGGGAGAGGCAAACUCGGAAGGUUUGCAGAAUAAAAUUCAGCAGCUCCGGAGGUUGAUCAUGGAAAUCAAAGAGGAGAGAUCAUCAGAUGAAGCACGGCAGUUCCUCCCUUCAUCCCAAGCUGACAGUCUAGGAGAGCCACAGUUUACGAGUAUUCAGAGAAUUGCAAAUGAGCCAAAGCUGGAGUUCAGUCUCGCAUGCAAGGAUCUAGUGGCUGCUACCCGUGAUCGGAAGCUGAAUACGUUUAUACAAGUCUCAGUGGUACAUCCAGCAGAGCACAUUUUGACGAGAUAUUCAAGCACUGAAAUCGUGGAGGGUACAAGAGAUCCACUGUUUUUGACUGGUGUGACAUUCCCACCGGAAUACCCAAUCUAUGAGGAGACUAAAAUAAAACUAACAGUCUAUGAUGUCAAAGAUAAAUCUCAAGACACGGUUCGCACCAGUGUCCUACCUGAUCACAAGGAGCCAAGAGCAGAUGUUGGACGAAGCUUCCUGGGCUGUACAACUUUUAGAGUAGGAGACUUGGUAAAGUCAAAGGAGCAACAGUUGACCCUUACCCUCAGGACUUCUGAUGGUGGAAAAACAGUUGGUACCAUUGAAGUUGAUCUUGUGAAGAUGGGAGAGCUAGGGGAUGGAGAAACGGACCACAUCACAACAGACACCCAGGAUCAAAAGUGCGCAUUGGUUCGUGAAUGUACAGCCACUGAAGGCAUAAGUGGUAAAGACAACUUGCCUUCAUUAAAUGCAGUGUUAAAAAACCCAAUCUGUAAGUUAUAUAGAUUCCCUACUUCUGACAACAAGUGGAUGCGGAUCCGGGAACAGAUGGCUGAGACCACCCUCUCUUUCCAUGUUCCGAAAGAACUGAUCAAUCUGCACAUAAAGGAGGAUAUGAGAAGGAAUCAGGAACUUAAAGACUUGGGAGAGCUUGCUCCUCACUGGGACAAUAUGCGCAAAAGCGUUAUUGCUCACUGUGAUCAGAUGUUGAGCAUGUACCAGGAUACUCUUGCAGAGCUUGGGAAGCAUACAGGUUCUUCCUUCAAAUCAAGCUGUAGCAAAGGAGAAAAAACAUUAGAAUUCAUCCCAAUAAAUCUUCAUCUGCAAAGAAUGCACGUGCACAGUCCUCGAUUGAAAGAUGCUUAUGAUGUCAUCACUGUGGGAGCCCCAGCAGCCCAUUUCCAAGGAUUUAAGAAUGGUGGUCUCCGAAAACUGCUGAGUAAAUUUGAGGCAGAAAGACGAAAUACUGGAUACCAGUGUAUUUACUAUUCACCUGAAAACACAGCCAAGGCAAAAGAAGUUCUCAGCAACAUCAAUCAUCUACAACCUCUCAUAUCAAGCCAUGCAGACCUGCUGCUUAAUUCUGCAAGCCAGCAUUCUCCAGACAGCUUGAAGAAUUCUUUAAAGAUGCUUUCAGAAAAAACAGAGUUAUUUGUGCAUGCAUUUAAGGAUCAGCUGGUCAGAAGUGCCCUUUUAGCACUAUACACAGCCCGGCCUGGCUGUGUCCUCAAGAAACCAGCUGUGCCUAGAAACAGUGCAGAAGAGGGGGGCGAUUUACAGCAUCAGGAUCAUCCUUCUCAGAUUAAAAGACAAGACUCUAUACCCCAUCAUUCUGAGUAUGAUGAGGAAGAGUGGGACAGGGUGUGGGCCAAUGUGUUUUUUGGAAAGAGUUUAAACUGUGUUAUUGCCAUGGUGGACAGACUGCUUGAGAAAGACAACAUCAGCAACGUUAAAGAGGGUGAAAAUGACCCUUCGGCAGCAGAUUGCAAGGUGUUGCAUACAGGUGGUGACUGGUAUGAACAGCUUUAUCCCCUGGUGAUUACGCUGAAGGACUGCAUGGGAGAGGUGGUGACCAGGGCGAAGCAAUCGAUGGCGUUUGUUCUGCUCCAGGAACUUGCCUGUGGUUUGCCACAAUGUUUGAUGCUGACCCUAAGAAGAGACAUCGUCUUUAGUCAAGCACUCGCUGGAUUGGUCUGUGGGUUUAUAAUUAAGUUGCACACAGGUUUACAUGAUCAAGGAUUUUUACAACAGCUUCAUACUGUUGGAUUGCUUGUGCAAUAUGAAGGACUCCUUAGUACAUAUAGUAAUUUUAUUGGAAUCCUUCAAGACAUGGCUGUGGGAAUUUCAGAUUUGCAGAAAGUGAUGUUUAAAGUCAUUGAAGCCAAAUCAGAAGAUUUUUUGCCUGUUAUAACUGGCAGGCGUGAACAUUAUGUUAUAGAGGUCCAGCUUCCAGCAAAGAUGUUUGAGUUGCUGCCACAAGAGAUUAAAGAAGGAAAGCUACUUCGCAUGUAUCCAGUACUCUUUAAUGUUGGAAUCAAUGAACAGCAAACACUUGCAGAGAGGUUUGGAGAUACCACUUUGCAGGAAAAUAUUAACCAGGAAAACUUAGAACUUCUAAAAGAAUAUUACAAGCUGUUUACAGAAAAAAUGCCUCCUGAUUGUCUACCACAUUUUCAAGAACAAAAUGAUUUAAAGGGAUUGCUAGAAAAUCUUCAUCAAAAUAUCCAGGCCAAAAAGAGAAAGAACGUAGAAAUCAUGUGGCUGGCUGCAACGAUUUGCCGUAAGCUGAAUGGAGUCCGUUUCACCUGUUGCAAAAGUGCCAAAGACCGGACAUCCAUGUCAGUGACGCUGGAGCAGUGCUCCAUCUUGAGGGACGAGCAUCAGCUUCACAAAGACUUCUUUAUUCGGGCGCUGGAUUGCAUGAGAAGAGAAGGAUGCCGCAUAGAGAAUGUACUGAAGAAUGUCAAAUGCAGAAAGUAUGCAUUCAACAUGAUACAGCUGAUGGCUUUCCCAAAGUACUACAGACCUCCAGAAGGGACAUAUGGAAAAGCUGACACCUAAGUUUAACAAAAAUGUAAUCAGGAACAUACAUCAUGCUAAUUAGUGAAUAUAAAAAUCGCUGUUUAUGACUUAUUAAUUGGGAAUGUGUAACCAGCUGAGGUGUUAUUAUUAUCAGGUUUUAUCAUUUUAUAUUAAAAUAGCUCCAGUCAGUCGUUAUGAAAUAAAAUGUCGUGAAAAAGCAAUGGACUGAAUAUUCUCAAAACCAAAUGUAGUCAACUUUUCUUUGUGAAGUUGAAGUUUAGUAUGACUCAUAAGCCAGCUGGAAUUAGUUUUUUGGGUCAUUUGAUCGAAGAUUAAAAAGGGAAAUGUCAUUUGCUAUAGCAACUGAGGUUAGCAAUCUGGAAGGUGGCAUUCUGACUCUGAACCAAAACCUGAGAUUUGAUUUAAGGAGUCUCUUCUGCUUGAAAUAGUGUUUUCUGGAACCAGCAGAGCACCGAGGUCUUGAUCACUGGUGAUUAAAUCCUUCACAGAAGUGUUUAUGGAAGAUGUUAAUGUUAAUACCUGAGCUAAAUAUAAUUUUGGUAAUUACAUUUAGCUUCUUUACAUAAGCAUGGUAACUUCGUAAUAUGUUUUUAGUAAUUAUAGCCUGUAAUUUCAGCAAUUCCAUUCUGAUUCCUUGCAGUUCCUUUGGAUGUAUCAUUCUUGGCUUUCUGUACCACAGCCAAAUACCACUUAUUCCACUUUCACAUAAAUCACAUUGAAAUCAGGGGGAUUAAUUCUUCAAGUAAGGUGACCUGAAUUUGACCUGUCAUGUUCCCGUUUACUGUAAAGCCCUAAAACUAAAUUUUCUUUAGUGGUAGGGAAAAUGAGUUGUAUAUACACGAGUUAAUGUAUCUUUAGGCUAUAAAAACAUGUAUGUUUUUACAGAGCCUAAGAUAAAUGUUAUAAUCAUGAGUAACCUGCUGUAUUAGCACUAGUUAGCCACUGCAGCUGAUUUAUAUCAAAUUUGUAAUGCUGCGUGUAGACACUCUAGGAUGAGGAACUAUCAGCUUUAAAAAUGAAUGUUAAUGCUUCUGCCAGCAUGUGUUAGUCCUGAAAUUUGUCUUGCGAAGAACAUUUGUGUUUUCUAAUUGUAUCUAUUUAUUGCCUCCUUCUGCCUCCCAGAGAGAAAUACAAUUAAAAAAACCCAACUAUUCACUGGUUACUGACCUUUAUGUAACGCAUUCAUUCUGAGAAAAAAAAUAUCUAGAGCAGAAGUGUGAGAAUUUUAUCCUAAUGAAACUGCACUGGGAAUUUGAGCAUCUGUAGGAAAUUGUAAUUGCCAUGGAUAAAGAAGUUAAUGCUUGCUUGCUCCGGUGGAAGUCAAAGAAAUCUUGAUGCACCACGAGUUAUAAUUCGGGGUUUUUAAUCCAUUAAUGCUCAUUACUGGGCAUAAAUCGGUAACUAUAUUAGUAAAAAUACAUAUUUAAGAGCCUGAUUCUGCAAACUAAUUGUGAUUACGUGGAAAUGAUCUAUCGUGUGAAUAAAAUUAAACCCAUCUUGUAUAUUUGCAAGAUCAGGCUUUGGGGCUUACAGGAGAACAUCAGGAGGAGGUCCUCAUUCCAAUACUCACUGACUUCAGCAAAGCCAGGAAUUCACCUGUGCAAUAUAUUUGUCUAACUAAUUGGAACUUUUUCCAAAGUAAAGCAGGACAUUUAAAUAGCAUUUUGGUGCAUUUGUUGUUUAUUUCUAUUAUGUAAUGUGCUAUCACAAAUGGCUUCUAUGUUCUUCUGGAAUGUGUUACUUCAACAGUAGAUGUCAGAAGACUUGGCAUUGCAUCGUAGGUAAGCUCAGGCAGAUGAGAAUGUAAUGCCUUGAUGUUUUCCUGUCGGGUACCAGUAGAAGUGGGCACUACUCACUGGGUGGGUGAACAUGUGCAUAAAUUUGUGUUUGGGUCUUUAACUCUACCAUAGCUGAUCUGUACAAAACUUUUUUGCAGAGUUAUGGGACAUAGGAAAGUAAUAUUUUCUUCUGUCAAACUGCCGCACUAGCACUCGCUAUCUGCCAUGUUUAUUGCUAGCUUAAAAAGACCUACACGUACAGUUUAGAAAUAGUGAAAAAUUCCUCAUGCACCUCUGAAAUAAUCCCACAGAUGUACAAUAGAGACUGCUGGCCUUCCUACAGUAACUCUGAAACAAUCUGUAAAAGUCUGCAUGGGAAUGGCAUUCACUGAUGGAUACUUUAGAUUCCGAUAGUCCUUUGUCUUAGUCCCAUGGGCAUUCUGUCAAGUUAAAAAUAUGAAAUUCUCUAAUUUCCUUCUUAGCAGGAAAACAGUCUUUCAAGAUCAGCGGUUUAAUCCCACGUGGGUUCUAAAUUGCUAUUGUGACUAUCAUGUCACCUUUAUAUUUAAGAUGGUUUCCACAUUGAAGCCAUGGUUUUGGAGAGGCAAAAAAAAAAAAGAAAAAAAAAAAGGCAUUGGAUUACUGUCCUUUUUGUUUUAACAGACAUUCCCAGUACAUUCUUGUGAAAAGAAAUAAUCUCUUAUUUGUUAAAAAUAAGUAAGAAAAACAAAAACAAAAACAAACCCCACAUCAGUGUACUGCAGUGAAAGUUCAUUGGGCUUGGACCAUUACAAAAGGUUAGGCUGGGUUUUGUGCUAAAUAAGGCUGAACUUUUUCAAGCCAAUUUUUUGAUCAGAACAUCUCUUAAUAGGUCGCAAGACCCUUGUAAAACCCGCUGAUGUGGUUCCAAGUCUCCUCAAAGAGCCUGGUUGCUUUAGUACUGAAACAGGCUCAGACGUUUCCUUGUUUGGUCAUUGCCUGCUGUGGGCGAUUGUGGUCCCUGUAGGCAAAGGUUGUGUCAUCAAAACCACGCAGUCAGCUAAGCAUGUGUUCAAAACUGGUGUUUUUUCUGGUUUGCUGUUUAUGAAGAAACAAAGGGGGGGUUGCUGCAGUUUGAUAGUUACUUGGAGUACAGUUACUCUUUGUAGAGGCACAUAUCCUUGUAGUUCACUGUGAAUAUCAGAGGAGUAAAAUUAAGCAAAGGAUUUUUUUUAUGAGGAAGCUACACCCUUUGUUUUGCAAAGUGUUAAGGGAAGCAUACUGAUCUUGGUGGCGGAUUCAUAGAAAAUGUUCCAUAUCUGCUCUCUUAAAACUUUUGUAAGGUGUAAAACGAUCUGCUUUGAGGGGAGGGCAGUUCUUAAGGGCUAGGAGGUGAGCAUUCAAACAUAUAUCUGGUGUCUAAAGCCAAAUCCUGUCUUACUCACAGAAGAUACUAUUUGUAGAAAUAAGGUCAUCAGGAUCUGCCUUGAGGAAUCCUGAAAUAAGGGCUUCAAGCUUUGAAUAUUUGUACAAAGUGUUACACGCUUAAAUGGGGGUUUUGUACCACAGACUAGUGUCUAAAUAGAGAGCUAGCAUAAAAUGCCUAAAAAAAUAAGAAAAGGGAAGUUGUUUUUUCUCAGAGAUGAUAGUAAUACUGUUAUAAUGCAUAACAUGCAAAAGCCUGACAUUAUUAAGCAGGCAGGUCUUUUUUUCUGAAGUCUUCUUUUGGGGAAUUUAAAAUAUGUUCUUGUUAAUGUUUGUACUUCGGCUUUUAUGGAGCAAUGAGGAAACAAACUUUUAAUUAUUUUAUCUGAUUAUUAUCUCUGUGAAGCUGUGUAUUUUGAUGGAAUACUAGCAAUGUAUGUGUUACAAAGAACAAAUUUAGGAGGACAGCUGAAACAAAAUAUUAACUGAGAAAGAGCCUUAAUGAAGUCCUUUGCAAUGUUAAUUUUUGUACUGUCUGAAUUUUGGCAUUAUGUAAGCGAAAUAAGGAAAUUAACAAACACUUCCUGUGCCUAAAUCAGUCAGUCCUGAUGAAAAGUCACUUAUUUGCAGUGAAAUGAAAUGUAAUGGUAUUCUAAAUCAUCCCUAGUAAUUUAGGUGUAAAGAAGUGCCACGUAUCAUUUUGAAGCCCACUGUAUAAUAUGCCUAUUAUGAGCUUCAGAAAAUAGGCUUAUUUUUAUUUCUAGUUGAAACACAAGUUCCAGGAAUUCCUGUGGUCCACUUAGCAAAAGCAGAAAAUGCGCUGAACAUCAACCAGAGUAAUAAAGAAAGAAAUCGCAUUAAAAACUGCAGCAAAAUUAUUUGCGUGAAUUAAUGUAUGUAACCAGCUAACGGUCUUAGACUUAUAUUGUGUCAGUUGGCUAUGUUGUAAACUUGAAACCAUUGGUAUCUAUAUCUAUGCUUUUUUUUUUUAUUAUGAAGAAGUGUGCUGUACAGGCAAUGCCAUGAGACACGAAUUUGCAUCUUGCUUUUCACUUAUCUGCAGCUUAAAAGCAGAUGUUUACAAUCAAAGUGCUGUAAUAUAACUUACUGUUCUUCGAAACAAAAACUGACCUUGGAAAGUGCAUGUUUAAAAAACAAUCAUACGAGUGCUUUUAUUUUGAAGCAAAAAAGAAAAUUCCCAGACUUCAGUCUCUAGAACAUUGAUUUUUUUCCUCAGUCACAUAACACGUUGACUGUUGUGUUGCCAGAGCAUUGAGCUUACACUCUGCAGCACUCAAACAUCUAUUUGGUCUUUCUCUCGUAGCAUCUACUGAAUAAGUAAUGUAGCAACAAUGAAUUUCAGCAUCUUACUCAUGAUCCGAGAUUAAAAACUUGCAUUUGCUGAAAUAAACAUGAAACUUAAUACUUGAGAAUAAAUAAAAUAGGAGACACUUGUGAACCAAUGUAUUCCGAAGAGCUGAAACAUAAAGCAUGGGGUUUGCUUGGUGACAGGGAGAACGAGUUAUGGUAGAAAUCUGACUGUGCUAACAGAGCGCCCUGGACCUGGGGGAGUUGGAGUGGUGAGAUUGGACCACGCUGCCCUUACUUAGCUCUCCUAACUAGUGGCAGUGGUGUUUUGUACUCUUCCCUUGCAUGCAAAGUACUUUAAAAACUUUUCGGCACUUUUGUUUCUGAACGGUCUGACUUCAAAAUUUCUAGAAUCCUGAGUUACUUUGGUACUUGCUUUUGUUUUGUGUAGCUGUUCCUUGUAAUGCUCCUGUCUCUCGCUCUGGAGCACAUGGGGCUAUGUAUAAGUACCAUUAAGAGGACUUCGGUCCGUAGUGUGUGUAUGUUCAGAGAAAUGAAGCACAACUGCAGCAA
Messenger RNA from Egretta garzetta (little egret), 8035 nucleotides. It is a transcript of the gene INPP4B, whose product is annotated as inositol polyphosphate-4-phosphatase type II B. Lineage: Eukaryota; Metazoa; Chordata; Aves; Pelecaniformes; Ardeidae. Gene Ontology annotation, cellular component: cytoplasm. Gene Ontology annotation, molecular function: phosphatidylinositol-3,4-bisphosphate 4-phosphatase activity. The record is from RefSeq and is a predicted model, not a curated record.